CGCGCUGCGCGCACCCGCUACACAGAACACCUGCCCGCGCAGCGCGUCGCAGGACUAAACACGGCAUUUAUUGACCAUUUUUGAAGGGAAACAAGCGUUGCAUCUGGUUAUUAUUUUAAAAAGAAAACAAACUGCGUGCACUAAUUAUUUUCGAAGUGCUAGUUUUGACAUGAACAGGGUUCUGAUGUGUGCACGCGUCAUUAGCGCAGUGGAGGAGAGCAGGAGCGUCUGUCAUUAGCUCAGUGUGUGUGUGUGUGUGUGUGUGUGUGUGUGUGUGUGUGUGUGUGAGGGAGCAUGAGUCCGCUGGCUCGGACCGUGCGCUAUCUGCUGCUGCGGCCGCAGACUCUGCUGCUCCUCGGCGGCAGUCUGGCUCUCUGGAGCGUCCUCGAGGUGAAGACCAUCCUGCGCUCCAGCCGCGACGCCGUCAGCAAGAUGAAGGGCCGGGUGGAGGAGAUGAUGCACAGCGAGGGGAUGCUGCAUGAGGGGUUCUCCAAGACGUGGCAGCACAAGAGCAGCGGCGCAGCGGUGUACUCCAUCCAGGGCAAGAGGGAUCACAUGGAGGACAGGUUCGACAUCCUCACAGACGCACUCAACCAGAGCCAUACCAACAUCUACGGCAUCUUCGAUGGGCAUGGAGGAGAGACGGCAGCAGAGUAUGCCAAGUCGCAUCUUUCCGUCAUGUUGCGGCAGCAGCUUCAGCGUUACGAGACGCAGAAGGAGAGCAGCACUCUGACCCGCCAGUCCAUCCUCAAACAGCAGAUACUCGACAUGGACAAAGAGAUCCUGGAGAAACUGUCGGCCUCCUAUGAUGAAGCCGGCACCACGUGUCUGGUGGCUCUGCUGUCUGAGAAGGAGCUGACUGUGGCUAAUGUUGGCGAUUCGAGGGCGGUUCUGUGUGAUAAAGACGGUAAUGCUGUCCCGCUGUCACAUGACCACAAACCCUACCAUCUUAAAGAGCGGAAGAGAAUCAAGAAAGCAGGUGGCUUCAUCAGUUUCAGCGGCUCAUGGCGUGUGCAGGGCGUUCUUGCCAUGUCACGUUCACUCGGCGACUACCCGCUGAAGAAGCUGAACGUGCUGAUCCCUGACCCCGACGUGCUGACCUUUGACCUGGACAAACUACAGCCUCAGUUCAUGAUUCUAGCGUCAGAUGGACUCUGGGACGCCUUCAGCAACGAGGAAGCCGUGCAUUUCAUUAAAGAGCGUCUGGAUGAACCGCACUUCGGUGCGAAGAGCAUCGUCCUUCAGGCGUUUUCCCGCGGCUGUCCAGACAACAUCACCGUGAUGGUGGUCAAGCUCAAGAAGAGAGGCUCCAAGGCCGCCGGGGAGUGAAGAAGACUCCGCUCUAAUAAUGUAAUAAGGGAACGAAAACAUGUUUGAGUGAAUGAGUGGCUGGAUGAAUGAAUAACAUUAUGCAUAAGUUUAACAUUAGAUUGUUUUUGGAGAAGCAAGUAUUUGUAUUUAAAUUGAAUAUUACAAAUCUAAGCAAUUACCUCCAUAUUAAAGGAAUAGUUCCCCUAUGGAACAUAAAAAUAGAACUUUUGAAGAAUCUAUUGAAAACUGUUCAAAUUCAUUAACAUUAUUCCUCACUCUGAUGUUUUUUGUUGUUGUUUUUUAUGUGUCCGGUUUGGUUAAAUUUCAGUGGUUAUUACAUAUGUAAUAUUUUUUG
This is a messenger RNA of Sinocyclocheilus grahami, 1666 nucleotides long. RefSeq names its product protein phosphatase 1L-like. The record is from RefSeq and is a predicted model, not a curated record. Gene Ontology annotation, biological process: protein dephosphorylation. The coding region runs from base 295 to 1329 and encodes 344 amino acids. NCBI's taxonomy places the organism in Eukaryota, Metazoa, Chordata, Actinopteri, Cypriniformes, Cyprinidae. Gene Ontology annotation, molecular function: protein serine/threonine phosphatase activity; cation binding. The transcript has 5 exons.